GGUUGUGAUGCCGAAAAAGCCUUUCACUCCCCCACGUGAGGUGCAUGAGCAAAUCACUCACUCCAUGCCACCCCAGAAUGUUGAGAUCUUCAAGUCCUUGGAGAACUGGGCAAAUGAUAACAUUCUGGUACACCUAAAGCCUGUGGAGAAGUGCUGGCAGCCACAGGAUUUUUUGCCAGAUCCUUCUGCAGAGAGUUUCCAUGAUGAAGUUAGGGAAUUAAGAGAACGCUCAAAGGAAAUCCCAGAUGAAUUUUUUGUUGUUCUAGUUGGAGACAUGAUCACAGAAGAAGCUCUUCCUACUUACCAAACCAUGCUGAAUACUCUUGAUGGUGUCCGGGAUGAAACAGGUGCGAGCCCCACUUCCUGGGCGGUUUGGACUCGGGCAUGGACUGCUGAAGAAAAUCGACAUGGAGACCUCCUCAACAAGUACAUGUACCUUAGUGGAAGGGUAGAUAUGAAACAAAUUGAGAGGACAAUUCAAUAUCUGAUUGGCUCUGGAAUGGAUCCAAGAACAGAGAACAAUCCCUAUCUUGGCUUCAUCUAUACUUCCUUCCAAGAGCGUGCCACCUUCAUCUCCCAUGGCAACACUGCCAGGCUAGCCAAGGAGCAUGGGGACCUGAAGCUGGCACAGGUUUGCGGUAUUAUUGCCUCUGAUGAGAAACGCCAUGAGACGGCCUAUACCAAGAUCAUUGAGAAGCUCUUUGAGAUUGACCCAGAUGGCACUGUUAUUGCCUUUGCUGACAUGAUGAAGAAAAAGAUAUCAAUGCCCGCCCAUCUCAUGUUUGAUGGUCGUGAUGAUAAUCUCUUUGAGCACUUCUCUGCAGUGGCACAGCAGCUUGGGGUGUACACAGCUAAGGACUAUGCUGACAUCCUCCAGUUCCUUGUGGCUAGGUGGAAGGUGGAAGAACUUACGGGACUGUCUGGUGAUGGGAAGAAAGCUCAGGACUUUGUCUGCACUUUGGUGCCUAGAAUUCGAAGGCUGGAUGAGAGGGCUCAGGCAAGAUCCAAGCAGGGAGGAAAAAUGCGUUUCAGUUGGAUCUAUGAUAGGGAAGUUGUGUUCUAAGCUUUUGGUUGAAAAUGGCAGCUUUUAUGGGUUGGUGGUGAUAGACUUCCUUUGGUUUAAUCAUUGAGAGGGGUUUCUGAAGAAAAGUUUGUAGUUUUUCUUUCUUUUAUUUUUUUUUCUAAUGGUUUUCUUUAUCAUUCUGUGUUUUUGUUCUAUGGGUUGUCUUUUGGGUGGUUGGGGGUCUGCAGGUAAGGCUGUAUUUUGGGACCAGAGGGUUGCAUCUGUGAAGUUGUGUCUUUGUUUCAUAGAUCUGUAAUGCUGGAUUGUUCUGUAAAAGUACCGUUGUUUCAUGCUUUUGAAAUUGAAAAUUGAAAUCUCUGUCUCGUUGUC
Phalaenopsis equestris is the source of this 1393-nucleotide messenger RNA. RefSeq names its product stearoyl-[acyl-carrier-protein] 9-desaturase, chloroplastic-like. Gene Ontology annotation, cellular component: chloroplast stroma. NCBI's taxonomy places the organism in Eukaryota, Viridiplantae, Streptophyta, Magnoliopsida, Asparagales, Orchidaceae. Gene Ontology annotation, biological process: fatty acid metabolic process. Gene Ontology annotation, molecular function: stearoyl-[ACP] desaturase activity. The record is from RefSeq and is a predicted model, not a curated record.